AAAUCACUCACUGCUCAUUUUAUAUGUAUGUCAUACAAAUUCAGUGUCAGAGAUUCCAGCUGAAAGUUAAAGUAGAGUGUAGGUCUGAAAUGUGACACCAGGGAGGAGAGCUGACGUAUUUCUCAGGUGGGGCUGAAAGUGUUUCUCCAGUGUUCAGCACCACUUGGUGGUUUGAGAGGAACGAUAUUGUUUUUGAAAGCCGUGAAGACGUUAUGAUAUGAGACAUAAUCCACACGAAAGGGCGGCACAUUCAGUUAAAGCACCUUUUUCUAGGAUCUUGUUUGUGGAGGUUUUGUUAAACUAGAAAAGCAGGAUGAGCCUCUCUGAGGAGUGUGAGGAGGACAGUUCCACCUCCAUCAAACACGCACAUCUAAUCCACAUAAAGAGAUCAGACCCUCCUGCACCCAGUUGUGUGUCCAUGAAGAGUGAUGAAUCUAUAGAUAUUCCACCCGUGAUAAAAGAUGGACGCCCCUCAUCUGGACACAGUCAAAUCCAGAUAAAGCGCUCAGACUCUUCAGUAACCAGAUGUGUGUCUCUGAAGAGUGAUGCAUCUAUGGAUCCUCCACAGAUAUUCAAAAAUGGAGACCCUUCAUCUGAAUACAGUGUCCUGCAAAGGGUGAUAGACAGAACAAAAGAGGAGAUCAUCACAGAUAAAGAACAUGGCUGUGAUUCUGAUGCAUUCAAAGUCCAAGAAAACUUCAAAUUAAAUCUGAAACAGAAGUUUGAGUGUCUGAAUGAGGUGAUAACAAACCAGGAAACCCCAACACCUCUCAGUGAGAUCUACACAGAGCUCUACAUCACAGAGGGAGACAGUGGAGAGGUCAAUAAUGAACAUGAGCUCAGACAGAUUGAGGCAGCAUCCAGGAGAACAGUAACAGAGGACACACCAAUCAAAUGCAAUGACAUCUUUAAACCCUUAUCAGAACAAGACAAACCCAUCAGAACUGUGCUGACAAAGGGGGUCGCUGGAAUUGGGAAAACAGUCUCUGUGCAGAAGUUCAUUCUGGACUGGACUGAAGGGAAAGCAAAUCAGGAUGUCCACUUCAUAUUUCCACUUCCUUUCAGAGAACUGAACUUGAUGAAGGACCAAAAACUCAGUUUGGUGGAUCUUCUUCAUACACGGUUUAAGGAGAUUAAAGAAAUGGAAAUAUCCAGAUCUCACAAAGUUCUGUUCAUAUUUGAUGGUUUGGAUGAGUGUCGUUUCACUCUAGAUUUUCAGAGCACUGUGAGAUUGGAUGAUGUCACUCAGUCAUCCUCAGUGAAGGUGCUGCUAACCAAUCUGAUCAAGGGGAAUCUGCUUCCCUCUGCUCUCAUCUGGAUCACCUCCCGACCUGCAGCAGCUGAUCAGAUCCCCUCUGAGUGUAUGGAUCGAGUGACAGAAGUCCGAGGGUUCAGUGACCCACAGAAGGAGGAGUACUUCAGAAAGAGAAUCAGUGAUCAGAGCCUGACCAAUAGAAUCAUCAUACACCUGAAGACAUCAAGAAGCCUCUAUAUCAUGUGCCACAUUCCUGUGUUCUGCUGGAUUUCAGCCACUGUUCUAGAGAGAAUGCUGGGUGAAGCAGAGAGUGGAGAGACCCCAAAAACUCUGACUCAAAUGUACACACACUUCCUCAUCAUUCAGACAAAGAUCAUAAGAGAAAAGUACACAAAGAACCAGGAGACAGAUGAAGAGAUACUUCUCAAACUGGGACAACUGGCUUUUCAGCAGCUGAUGAAAGGAAACCUGAUCUUCUAUGAGGAAGAUCUGAGAGAGUGUGGCAUCGAUGUUGAAGAAGCAUCCGUGUACUCGGGUGUGUGUACACAGAUCUUCAGAGAGGAAUCUGGGCUGCACCAGACUAAAGUGUACAGCUUUGUUCAUCUGAGCAUUCAGGAACAUCUCGCAGCUCUAUAUGUGCACGUGACCUUCUUGAACCAGAAGAGAAAUGUGCUGAAUCAGAGUCUGUCCUCUAAACUGGGGAUCUUCAUUAGAAAAGAAAUUCCAAUCUCUAAUGUACACAAGAGUGCUGUGGAUCAGGCCUUACAGAGUAAGAAUGGACAUCUGGAUCUUUUCCUUCGCUUUCUUCUGGGUCUCUCACACGAGUCCAAUCAGAAUCUCAUACAAGACUUGGUGACAAAGCCAGGAAAUAGCUCUCACAGCAAAGAGGAAACAGUUCAGUACAUCAAGAAGAAGAUCAGAGAGAAUCGCUCUGCAGAGAAAUCCAUCAAUCUGUUCCACUGUCUGAAUGAACUGGAUGACCAUUCUCUAGUUGAGGAAGUUCAACAGUAUCUGCAGUUUGACAAUCUAAACCAAAGUACACUCUCUUCUUCACAGUGGUCAGCUGUGAUCUUUGUACUGCUGACAUCAGUGGAUGAUCUGGAUGAAUUUGUCCUCCAGAAAUAUAACAGAUCAGAUGAUGUUCUUCUGAAGCUUCUGCCUGUAGUUGCAAAAUCCAGAACAGCUGAUCUUUCAUUUUGUAAACUUUCAAAGAAAAGCUGUGUAGCUCUGGCGUCAGUGCUUAGCUCAAAUUCCUCCAGUCUGAGAGAGCUGGAUCUGAACUGGAAUAAACUAGGAGAUUCAGGAGUGAAGCUGCUCUCUGCUGGACUGGAGAAUCCUCUCUGUAAACUGGAGACAUUGAGGUUAAGGGGUUGUAAUCUCACAGACGAAGGCUGUGAACCUCUGGCUUCAGCUCUGAAAUUGAACCCCUCACACCUGAGAGUGCUGGAACUGUCUGAAAAUAAAAUAGGAGAUUCAGGGGUAAAACUGCUCUCUGCUGCACUGGAGAGUCCUCUCUGUAAACUGGAGACACUGUGGUUGUGGGAUUGUAAUAUCACAAAGGAAGGUUGUGCUGCUCUGGUUUCAUCUCUGAAAUCAAACCCCUCACACCUCAGAGUGCUGUAUCUGUCUAAUAAUAAAAUAGGAGAUUCAGGAGUGAAGCUACUCUCUGCUGUACUGGAGAAUCCUCUCUGUAAACUGGAGACACUAAGGUUGAGGGAUUGUAAUAUCACAGAUGAAGGUUGUGCUGCUCUGACUGCAGCUCUGAAAUCAAACCCCUCUCACUUGAGAGAACUUUAUCUGCCUGGGAAUGACAAGAUAAAGACAGGAUGUGAGCUGCUGUUUGCUCUUCAGCAUGAUAAACUUUACAGACUAGAGGAUCUAAGAGUAUGAUGUUGAUGGUGUGUAUUACUGAUCACGACAACAUGAAGAGAUGAAGAGAUUUCUGAAUGUGUGUGAGGAGCUCCAGUAGCAGAGGGAGACACAGUGUGUGUGUACACACAAACACCUCUCUUUUAGUUGGUAAAAUGAGGGAACAGUGUGUCUCUGUGUGUGUGUGUGUGUGUGUUUGUGUGUGUGUGUGUGUGUGUGUGUGUGUGUGUGUGUGUGUGUGUGUGUGUGGACUAGAUGGAUGUGUGUGUUUGUGAACAGAAAACUUCAUGAGAAAUGAAACUGUUCAAUUAAUUGUUUAAGUCUAAUUUAAGCUUCUGUAGUUUUUGUUGGAACAGUGUUUGAUGUGGUUUUUAGAAGAACUGGAGACGGACUGACUGUUAUCAGUUCUGAGCUCAAACAGGGAGAACAGGACCAUCAGUGUCUCUUGUGCUCUGAAGAUCUCUGCUGUUCCUCUCUGCGCUCUAAUAAAGCUCAUCUGAUUAUUAGUCUAUCACUGCUGCUGUGUCUCUCCAUUACACACAAACAUCUCUCUUUUAGUUGGUAAAAUGAGGGAACAGUGGGUCUGUGUGUGUGUGUGUUUUGAGAGGAACACAAAAAGUACACAACUUUCUACUCAUCCUAGAUGAGACGUGUCAAAUGUUGCUUCUUUACUUUAGUGCUGGAGCUUUGAGGCUAUUGUUGCUAACAAACACUAGAAAUCAAUAGUCACCCAAACCUUUUCUGGAAAUCCAUCCCCAAAACUUUUCUCAUCCUUUUCAAACUACAUCCGGCUCUUCAUUAAAGGGAAUCUUGACUGUUAAUACAUGUCUGUCUCAACAUAGUGUUCAUGUCCAGUAAUAUUAAAAUAUGUUGUAUAAACCAAGUUAAAAACUUUAUUUAUUAUUAAAA
Molecule: messenger RNA, 4033 nt
Organism: Pygocentrus nattereri (red-bellied piranha)
Lineage: Eukaryota; Metazoa; Chordata; Actinopteri; Characiformes; Serrasalmidae
Product: NACHT, LRR and PYD domains-containing protein 3-like
Exons: 11
Coding region: 314-3145 (943 amino acids)
Molecular function (GO): protein binding
Source: RefSeq, a predicted model, not a curated record